Messenger RNA from Tupaia belangeri chinensis (Chinese tree shrew), 4204 nucleotides. RefSeq names its product nicotinamide nucleotide adenylyltransferase 2 (gene NMNAT2). Gene Ontology annotation, biological process: NAD+ biosynthetic process. Gene Ontology annotation, cellular component: Golgi apparatus. Gene Ontology annotation, molecular function: nicotinate-nucleotide adenylyltransferase activity; nicotinamide-nucleotide adenylyltransferase activity. The transcript is spliced from 14 exons. The record is from RefSeq and is a predicted model, not a curated record. NCBI's taxonomy places the organism in Eukaryota, Metazoa, Chordata, Mammalia, Scandentia, Tupaiidae. The coding region runs from base 494 to 1417 and encodes 307 amino acids.
AAUGACCACAUCUGAAAAUCGCAUCUGCAAGUUUAAUGAGCAGACUGGAGAAGUGCUGACAUGAAGCACCCGUACCCAGGGGGACGGCAGGAGAGAAUUUGCAGCCUUCUUGCCUGUGCCGCGCGAGGGCAGUUGGAGAGAACCAUAAUCAAGAGCAUUCAUGAAGGUCAAGAUUUGGACACAAGAGGGAAAAGAAAAGCAGGCAUGAAUACUACUCAAACGAACGGCUGUCAUGUCUCCAAUUUUCGAGGACGAGAGAAAACCAGUUCUUCAGAUGAGACAUUUUUGGAGUCGGAGGUGUUACAGAAAGUAGACGGGGAAGCGAGAGCGCUCCAGGGAGGGAGGAACACCGCAGCCGGAGGCAGGAGACAGGGAGAGCUCACAGCACGCCGCACGUCUUCAGGGCUCUGAGCUUGGGCGCCGCAUCUCGCCUGACAUAUCGAGACACACAAAAAGAGGCACCCCCUGGCCAGCGCAGGGACCUGCCGGCACCAUGACCGAGACCACCAAGACCCACGUUAUCUUGCUCGCCUGCGGCAGCUUCAAUCCCAUCACCAAAGGGCACAUUCAGAUGUUCGAAAGAGCCAGGGAUUAUCUACACAAAACCGGAAGGUUUAUCGUGAUUGGCGGCAUCGUCUCCCCUGUCCACGACUCCUAUGGAAAACAGGGCCUCGUGUCAAGCCGGCACCGUCUCAUCAUGUGUCAGCUGGCCGUCCAGAACUCCGACUGGAUCAGGGUGGACCCAUGGGAGUGCUACCAGGACACCUGGCAGACGACCUGCAGUGUGCUGGAACACCACCGCGACCUCAUGAAGAGGGUGACUGGCUGCAUCCUCUCCAAUGUCAACACCCCCUCCGUGACGCCUGUGAUCGGACAGCCCCAGCAUGAGACGCCCCAGCCCAUUUACCAGAACAACAACGUGCCCACCAAGCCCACUGCAGCCAAGAUCUUGGGGAAGGUGGGAGAAAGCCUCAGCAGGAUCUGCUGCGUCCGCCCUCCUGUGGAGCGCUUCACCUUCGUGGAUGAGAACGCCAACCUGGGCACGGUGAUGCGGUACGAGGAGAUCGAACUGCGGAUCUUGCUGCUGUGCGGUAGUGACCUGCUGGAGUCCUUCUGCAUCCCAGGGCUCUGGAACGAGGCAGAUAUGGAGGUGAUUGUCGGGGACUUUGGGAUUGUGGUGGUGCCUCGGGAUGCAGCUGACACAGACCGAAUCAUGAAUCACUCCUCAAUCCUCCGCAAAUACAAAAACAACAUCAUGGUGGUGAAGGAUGACAUCAACCAUCCCAUGUCUGUUGUCAGUUCAACCAAGAGCAGGCUGGCCUUGCAGCACGGGGACGGCCAUGUUGUGGAUUACCUGUCCCAGCCAGUCAUUGACUACAUCCUCAAGAGCCAGCUGUACAUCAACGCCUCUGGCUAGCGGCCGCACAGCCCUCUGCUCCAACCUCCCCUCGUCCUCCGCCGACACACUCCAGUCCCUGUCAGUCCCCCUGUGUCUUCAUCUCUUCAUCUUGACUGUUCUCCCCACUCGCUGACUUAACCCCCCACAGUGUGGGGGACCUGCAGAGAACCAUGGCAUUCCCCAUUCUGCAGUCAUCUUUGGACAAACUUUCCUCUAGGCUCCGGGUUGGGGGUGGGAAAGGGAAUAGGGGUGGGAGUUGGGGGAAGUGUAGUCCUUGGAGAUGUACUCGUGUCCGUCUCCCAGCAUGCUCUGGGGAGGCGGCUCUGGUGCCCAUCCUCCCAGCAUGCUCUGGGGAGACGGUUCUAGUGACCAUCCUUCCAGCAUGCUCUGGGAGAUGGCUCUGGUGACCAUCCUCCUAGCAUGCUCUGGGGAGGCGCUCUGGUGCCCGUCCUCCCAGCAUGCUCUGUGGAGGCGGGUCUGGCUCUCGCCUUCUCAGCAUGCCCUUUACUACAAAGGGCUAUUUUCUUUACUUUAUUUUUUUGAUUGAGUUUUGUUCACUCCUCAUACAACUUGGAUGAAAUCAGUGUCUAUGGUUCCUUAUGUCUGUAGUCUCAAGGCACCCCUGUGGCAUUACUUCCCUUUUGAUAGGACACCGUAGCCAGCCUCAGCUCUCAGCAAGUGCACGAGGGCCACACACAGUAGAGAAGGCCGAGCCACCUCCACUCCCCACAUCCCCCCACCCCACACACCCACACCCACACACGCACACGUACAAACACACAUGCAGCAGCAGCAGUCUUUGGUCAGCACUGAGACUUCCAGGUUCUAAAACCUGGGAGACAAGUCUGGGAAUGUUAGUGUUUCUCAGGAGAACUUGAGUCCUCCUUAGUUCCAGGAGACAAUUUUCCUGAUGCUCUGGGCCUGUGGUCAUGCAGAGACAGGCCAUCCUUGUUUCCUGGUGGCAUCUGGACAUUUGCUUCUGCAGCUGUGGCUGAUGGCACAGUGUGAGUUCCCUGCCAGCCCUGGCAUUUCCAAGGAGCCUUCAGAUACCUGAGGCCUUGGAGGCCAUGCUUAGCACAUUUCUGCCUCUGAGAAGAAUCACACAGACAAGGCCAAAUCCUGAUCACACAGUCAUUUCUUUUUUUGGGGGGGGGAGAAGAAUGACAGGAAUUUACUCAACCCUAGAGAGUUUUGCUAAUUGGAAUCAUUCACCACCAUCUGGCUGUGAAAUGUCUGUGUCAUGAUGUAAGUCCAGAUGAGCAAGGAGAAAGCGCUUGGUUACCCUGAUGGCUCUCGCCCACUCCAGCCAAGGUAGCACAGACAGUCCCUAAGGUCAACUUCUUUUCCUUGAAAAGAAGUGUGUUGGCCUUGUUUCUGGGGUUGGUCACAUUUUCUGCAGAACUCAGUAGCCACAGAACCAUCUGAGGAAAUCUACCCUGCAGGCGAGUGGGCUGACAGAGGAGAGAUCCUGGAGGGGCAAGGAGUCACUGAGCUGUUUCACCCCUUUUCUCCCUAAUUUCUUCCCUUCCUCUCUACCCCUGGGGACAGCUUUGACAGAUUCUACUCUGAUUGUUAAGGCUUCGCUCACCCAGUUUGGAAAGCCGAAAGGAAAUUACUCUUGGGUAAUUUGGGCUCUUGGGUUCUUGGUUGCCUUUGAAGAGUGGUCCCUAGAUAUUAAGAUGCUUUUUAUCAAAACUUAGUACCAGCUCUGGCCAAGUAGGCCCUAGAACCAGGAACAACACUUCUUACUGCACUUUUCACAUGGGCGACAUUUCUUCAGUUGUCUCUAGGAAAAGGAAAUGGAUUCCACACACAGAAGAGUAUGGCUGAGUAGUGUCCAGAGGGGUAUUAUUCCUCUUGAAUAAUGGAAAUCAUCUUCAGAGGAGGGAAAAAAUAGUUCCUAUUCUUGGGUCUCGGUGUUUGUUUAAGGGUCAUGGAAUAAAAAAACUGAAAAAAAAUUUUGGAGCUCAGUUGGCCCCACACUCUCCUUUGAAAAGGUAAGGGAGCAGAGAUCCAUGGGGUUAAAUUCCUGGCCCACGGUCACACAGCAAGUAUAGAGCCUGACAAGAAGAUCCUGUUCAACUUACCACAAGGCCAUCACUCCACAUGGUAUCUGCCCUUCCAAUUCCCCAUCAUGGAGGUCAGGUACUCUCCCUAGGCCUUUACCUGGCAUCUUUCUCUUCAAUUAUGUCUGUCCCAGGUGUUCCCAUACAUGGCCUAGUAAUACCAGUCAAGCAGGAGAAUGCGAUGGUGUGGAAUGCCUUGCAAGGUCUCCUUAGAAACCAAGUGAUCUCAUCAGUUUGGAGGAAAUCUCAGAAAGUGGCCCUGUGAAUCCAAGAAAGGAUUCCUUUGCAGAGACCUGGAAAGUGUUCAGGACAGUAUUGUUGGAGAGAGAGAGAUGGAAGAACUUUUGCCAUAAGCCGGGAAAUUAAAUAAAGGAGAGCAGGGGGCUGAAUUUCCUGGGGCACAUGGCAUUUUCAAGGAUCUGGAGUUUGUGAGGGUCUCACAUGAGUGGCCUGAGAAAGAGUAGAUGUCUUUUGCUUCUUUGGCCCCCUCCGUUAUGCUGCCACACUCUGGUCAAACCCCAUUUAGUCCACAGUCCAUGGAAAGAAUGAGCUGGCUCUGCACACUUGGGUUGGGAAGGGAGCGUGAGCUAGCCAAGGAAAAGAGCAGGCAUAAAAGAACAGAUUUCUAGGACUGAAAUGGAACAGAUCUUAGUGGAUCACAGGAUUGUGUUAAAAAUAGUUUUUUGAGGCCAGCAGGUGGCAUGGUGGUUAAGGUGCUGGACCCCACAAGAGCAGUUUG